Messenger RNA from Dendrobium catenatum, 2040 nucleotides. Its product is annotated as serine/threonine-protein kinase STY13. Bases 402 to 1634 code for a protein of 410 amino acids. The record is from RefSeq and is a predicted model, not a curated record. Gene Ontology annotation, biological process: protein phosphorylation. The transcript has 2 exons. Gene Ontology annotation, molecular function: ATP binding; protein kinase activity. NCBI's taxonomy places the organism in Eukaryota, Viridiplantae, Streptophyta, Magnoliopsida, Asparagales, Orchidaceae.
CUCACAGUCAUUGAGAAAAUGGAGACUUGCUUCUUUUGUAGCUCUCUGGUCGUCUUUCCCUUCGCCGCAUGCAGCGAGGAAUAAGCUCUUCCAAUAAUCCUUUUCUUCCGAUCUCCCACCACCAUGUCUUCAGAUCUAGUCCUUCUCUUUCGACUCGCCGGACGAAGAGCUCCAGGUCGAGCCCCGAAGUGCUGAAAUUUACCGUCUAGGAUCGCAGAUCGAGCCGUUUUUUGCUUUCUUGGUUGAGCCUGGGAUCGUUCUAUGCUUCAUUCAGCUUCCGUCGGGGACGAUGCUGAGGCUUCUGAUUACAAGGUAGGAAGCUCUGAUUCCGAGGGCUACGCUAUCCGUUAGCUAGAUUAGUUUCGAAAUAAGGGUUUCGUGCCGAGCCGCGGCGUUGCAGGAUGAUGGACACCACUAAAUUCGCUGGAAUUAUUGCCGGAGGCGGCGGUGGGGGAAACUUUUACGAUAUGGGGUUUUACAGGAAACUUGGCGAGGGAUCGAAUAUGUCAGUUGACAGUAUACAGACGAGCGUUGGUGGCGGGUCGGUGGCGAUGUCGGUGGAGAAUAGCAGCGUUGGUUCUAGCGAUUCGCGGACUGGAAUCCUUCACCACAGUGGUUUCAGGCAGACAAUUACAGCAGGCAGCUCUAUUGGCCACAGUAUAUUCCGUCCUGGUCGGGUCACCCAUCCCCUCAACCAUGAUGCCCUUGCCCAGGCUCUGAUGGACCCGGGCUUUCCCACCCAAGGCCUAGACAACUAUGAAGAGUGGACGCUUGAUCUCAGGCAGCUUAGCAUGGGCGAGCCCUUUGCCCAAGGGGCUUUUGGGAAGCUUUACAGGGGGGUCUACAAUGGCGAAGAUGUAGCAAUUAAGCUGUUAGAGAGGCCAGAGAAUGAUCCGGAUAGAGGACAACUAAUGGAGCAGCAAUUUGCUCAGGAGGUAAUGAUGCUUGCUAACCUGAAGCAUCCCAAUAUCGUUAGAUUCAUAGGGGCUUGCAGAAAGCAGAUGGUUUGGUGCAUUGUCACUGAGUAUGCAAAGGGUGGAUCGGUUCGACAGUUUCUGAUGAAGAGACAAAACCGAUCUGUGCCUUUGAAGAUUGCUGUGCGACAGGCACUGGAUGUUGCCAGGGGAAUGGCAUAUGUUCAUGAUUUGGGUUUCAUCCAUAGGGACUUGAAAUCUGACAAUCUUCUCAUCUGCGGCGAUAAGUCUAUCAAAAUUGCAGACUUUGGAGUGGCUCGGAUUGAAGUGCAAACAGAAGGGAUGACACCAGAGACUGGGACUUACCGGUGGAUGGCUCCAGAGAUGAUCCAACACAGGCCAUAUACUCAGAAGGUUGAUGUCUAUAGCUUCGGCAUUGUGCUUUGGGAACUCAUAACAGGAAUGCUUCCAUUCCAGAACAUGACAGCCGUGCAGGCAGCUUUCGCAGUCGUCAAUAAGGGCGUUCGACCCGUCAUUCCAAAUGAGUGUCCUCCUGCGCUUGGGGAGAUCAUGACCCACUGCUGGGACGCAAACCCUGAUGUUCGCCCUCCAUUUAGCGAAAUCGUCAAAAUGCUCGAGAGCGUGCAGGAAGAGUUGGCCACCUCGGUUCGUCGCGCACGGUUUAGAUGCUGCAUGUCCCAACCCAUGACCAUAGACUGAGGCUUCAUUUGGGACGGCUUUCUUACUGUUUUUUAAAGCAGAUUUUUAAUAAAAAAAUUAAAAUUUUGAUACUAAAAAGCUGUUUUUAGAGCAGUAAGAAAGCCGUCCCAAACGAAGCCUGAACCCAUGAAAUAUGACUUGCUGUUCAGAAAGAAGGAAAAUAGGGAGCACAAAAUUGAAAAAUGUUAGUGACGAAAUCAAAAUGGUGGUUUUUGCGCAUUCUUAUGAGUUCUGUAUGCUGUAUGUGUAUUGCAGUUUGCUUAGUAGUUAGGUUCCUUUUGCUCUUAGUUUCAUGUUCUCUCACUGUAUCAAAUCCCAUUGCUAGUUUUUUUUUCCCCCCUUUUACUGAAACAUGCAACUUUUUUUCUUUUUAUCAAUUUUAGUUUGCCUCUUAUUGAAACUUUCA